AUGCUGGCCUCGGCGCCCUCGCGUCGGGACUUCACCAAUGCCUCUCACCUCGCCCAGAACCACCGCCCGCACCCCCAGCACCCGCCGACUCGCCUCGAUGCCUUGUCGGAAGGCUCGCAAUACGCCAUGGAGCAACAUCAGCAGCCGCCGCAGACAAUGAACGGCGUCAAGCACCAGCACAGCUACAGCAACGGCAGCGGGGAAGGAAUGGAAAAUGCUGAAAAGGAUUCUGCAGCCAAGAGUGCGUCUUCGAACGGACAGCCGGUGCGACGACGCAUCAGUCGAGCAUGCGACCAAUGCAACCAGCUGCGGACCAAAUGCGACGGGAAACACCCAUGCGCCCACUGCGUCGAGUUCGGGUUGACGUGCGAGUAUGCGCGCGAGCGCAAGAAGAGAGGCAAGGCGUCGAGGAAGGAUAUUGCUGCGCAACAGGCUGCUGCGGCGGCUGGAGACGGCAAGGAUAGCAGUCCAAGGUCGGGGAACGAGAACGGCUCCGAGGCUGCCUCAGAUGCGCCGAAAGGUGUCAAACGGAGGAGAUCGAGCGUGGAAUUCCAACGGCCGCAGCCGCCGCAUCGGACGAACAGUAUGACGAGUCAGCCUCCUCAUGCUAUGCACCGGCCUGGACUGGAACCGUCUGGGGGAAGUGUUACGGGGAAUGCGAUCGGCGAGACGAAUGGUCUGGAUCGAAUACACCAGCGAUCUGUGCCUAUGGAUCAUCCAACCCCAGGCGUGGGACUGCCAACACCUAGAGUGCCAACAGCGCCUAUGCACCACGAACGUAGUAUGUCAGUUGGAAUGGGUGAAUAUGGGAGCAUCGAUGACUACCAUCGAAGUAUUCUCCAUCCUGCUUCGACCGUGACCGGGCAUAACAUUCUUCAUUCUGGCCCAACUGCCAUGCCACACUCAAUGAUACAAGGCGGGACGAUCACAGGUUACGGCGACAGUCCUUAUGGCGUUCCAUCUCCCUCCAGCCAGCAAGGCGCAGGUCCGCCAUAUCGAAUGGACGAGUCGCCUCUAUCUGCUGGGGUCUUUGGACAAUCACCGCUGGCUGCUGGAUCUCCUGGCUGGUUGUCAUUGCCUUCACCCUCCGCUGCGCUAUACCCACCAACCUCAAAUCAGACUCUAAGAUACCCAGUCUUACGACCUUUGCUACCUCACAUUUCCGCAAUCAUCCCCAUUGGCCUGGCAUGCGAUCUCCUCGAACUGUACUUCUCCAGCACUUCCUCCGUCUUCAUGCAACCGCAGUCCCCUUAUGUCCUCGGACACAUAUUCAGGAAGCGAUCUUUUCUGCGACAGAACAACCCUAGACAAUGUAGCCCAGCUCUCUUAGCAAGCAUCCUGUGGGUGGCAGCCCAGACUAGCGAAUCCGCUUUCUUGACAUCGGCACCGUCAGCACGUGGCAAGAUCUGUCAGAAACUGCUUGAGUUGACAGUCGGCCUUCUCAAACCACUCAUACAUACAUCUACAGAUGGUCCGCAGCUUUACGCAGGCAACACUGUUAUCAACGGCGUAGCAUUGGGUGGAUUCGGCGUUUCACUACCCGGACAGGCACAUGAUAUGGAAGGUGGAUCACCGGGAGCUAGUGGCGCUUUGGAUGAUGUUGCAACCUACAUCCACCUCGCGACUGUGGUAUCUGCGAGUGAAUACAAAGGCGCAAGUCUCCGAUGGUGGAAUUCGGCAUGGUCACUAGCGCGAGAAUUGAAGCUUGGCCGCGAACUACCACCAAAUCCAGAACCUCAAAACCCAGAUGGACCAGAAGCGGAGGCUGAAGCUACGGGUGAAGCGGGCCAUCUUGGAGUUCUUGGACGAGGCAAUCAGCCUGGGUUUGUACAUGAAGAGGAGCGAGAAGAGAGGAGACGAAUCUGGUGGCUGCUCUACAUUGUGGACAGACAUCUGGCGCUGUGUUAUAACAGGCCGCUUUACCUUCUUGAUGUGGAAUGCGAUGGUCUCAUGCAACCCGAGAAAGAGGCAGUCUGGCAAACAGGCGAGUUCUUUCCAGGGGAGAACCACGCAGAGUCGACAUAUUUCCGGAGGAGAGGACCCAGCUUUGAGUGUACCGGACACAGCAUUUUUGGCUACUUCUUACCUUUGAUGACGAUUCUGGGGGAGAUUGUAGAUCUCAACCACGCGCGAAACCACCCCCGAUUCGGCCUCAGAGUUAGAAACAACGCCGAAUGGGACGAACAAGCCAACGAAAUCCGCAAGCAACUCGAAGCCUACGGCCGCAGCCUUCAAGACUUCGAAACCCGCAACGUGACGAUGCCCGAGGGUACCAAAGAAAGCACCAACGGCACAGACAACAACAACCACAUCGACGGCACAAGCCCGCACUCCGUCGGCACGACCAACUCCCACCAACAACGCAUGACCGAAGCACACCUCCAAACCAAAAUCGUCCUCGCCUACGGCACUCACCUCAUGCACACCCUCCACAUCCUGGUCAACGGCAAAUGGGACCCCAUCUCGCUCCUCGACGACAACGACCUCUGGAUCUCGUCGCAGUCGUUCAUCUCCGCGACCGGCCACGCCGUCUCGGCCGCCGAGGCCAUCAAUGAGAUUCUGGAGUACGACCCGGAUCUGAGUUUCAUGCCCUUCUUCUUUGGGAUUUACCUCUUGCAGGGAAGUUUUUUGCUUUUGUUGAUUGCGGAUAAAUUGGGCAGUGAGGCGAGUCCGUCCGUUGUUAAGGCCUGCGAGACGAUUGUGCGUGCGCAUGAGGCGUGUGUUGUUACGUUGAAUACGGAGUAUCAGCGAAAUUUCCGCAAAGUCAUGCGUUCCGCCCUCGCACAGGUCCGGGGGCGGUCGGCCCAGGAGGAUUUCGGCGAGCAGCAGUUACGACGCAGGGAGGUUUUGGCGUUGUAUAGGUGGACGGGGGAUGGCACGGGUUUGGCGCUGUAG
Messenger RNA from Zasmidium cellare ATCC 36951, 2895 nucleotides. RefSeq lists its product as uncharacterized. Lineage: Eukaryota; Fungi; Ascomycota; Dothideomycetes; Mycosphaerellales; Mycosphaerellaceae. Gene Ontology annotation, molecular function: DNA binding; DNA-binding transcription factor activity, RNA polymerase II-specific; zinc ion binding. Bases 1 to 2895 code for a protein of 964 amino acids. The record is from RefSeq and is a predicted model, not a curated record. The transcript has 2 exons. Gene Ontology annotation, biological process: regulation of DNA-templated transcription; DNA-templated transcription.